AUGCAAGACUCUCAUGUUGGUGUGCUCAUCUCUCGAUCUGCAGACUUCUUUGAUAGUGGUUUUUUCCAGUCGAUUCCAGGAACUCCUCGGGACAUUCAGAGUGACAUUGAUUCCUCACUAUCUGGUGAACCGGUUUCCUACACGCUACCACACGAUACGUACGAGACAGACAUGACGGCACUGGUUAACGAUCCCUUUAGCAACUCAGUUUAUUUCAUAGAGAAGGACACACGCAGCAUCUACAGAAUGGACGACUUUGAUCUCCAGUUUUCUCACCCAAACCGCACUACCACAAACGUGCAUGCUGGUGUUUCUGAAGCAUCAAGGAGCCUCGCUUUUGAUUGGAUAAGGAAACUCAUUUAUUGGGUAGAUUCCGAACACGGGUGGAUUUGCGUACAACCUGCCUACACUAGCGACCACACUAUGUUCGCAGUUGUCGUUCAUAGCCUAUCUUACCCUACGGCCAUAGCAGUGGACGCGAGAGAAGCGAAGAUGUUUUAUUUUGACUUACGGUCCAGCAGUGGCCGUAUAUCAUCUGCCUCUUUGUCUGGGGAUUCAAAAAGUGUGAUAACUCACAGAACCCUCGGCUUUGUGACCAGUUUGGUCGCCGAUCCUACAGAAAGACGUCUAUAUGUUUUGGACAACGAUCGUAUGGUUAUGGAGUCCAUGACCUACUUCGGCAACGAUCGCCGGUCCAUCAGAAAACUGGCUGGCUUCAAUAUCAUGUCAAUGGCAGUUACGGCGGAGGAUGUCUGUGUUGCCGAGCCUGAUAGUUAUUUCGUUGUCUGUUUCCUUAAAUUGGAUGGAUCAAUCAAUCUUUUCAUGUCCUACUGGUCAAACACACCCACUGCCACAUCCUACUAUGACCGGUCAUUUCUAGUGUCGGAUCAGUCAGAUGUCUGUAAGGACCAUCAGUGUGAACACAUAUGUACAGCUAACGGAACCUCAACUCACGCUUGUCUCUGUAAAGAGGGAUAUACCCUUAAUAACGAUAACAAAACGUGUACAGAGAAACAUUAUCUGCAUCCCGCGGGUGUGCUGAUCAGUAAUGGAACGGACAUUUGCAUGUCCGAGGUUCGCAGUGUGUCCGGAGGAACUCUUUCUCCCAUCUGUAUCCGUGGCAACUUCAGUAAUGUGCUCCACCUAGCGGCAGAUGCCAGUACUAACACCGUGUUUUAUUACGACAAAGCUAUGAGCGAUAUAAGUGCCCAUGAUAUUGUUACUGGAGCGACUACAGUUCUUUCCCCUGCUGGAAAUGUGACAGGACUCGUGUAUGAUUGGAUUAAUAAAAACCUAUUCUGGGCGGAAGCAGACACUGGCCAUAUCAGAGUUGUCAACGUAAACGAUAAAGCAAAUGCGAUUGUGUUUUCCGGAAUUACUGGCCUGGGCCCAAUAGCAAUUAGCCCGCAUAACAAAACUCUUUUCUGGAUGUCAGAGGCUCUCGACGGAUCAGUCUCAGUUUACGCAGGAAGCUUGGACGGAAUGACUUCAAACGUUAUUGUUCGGCCUGAAGAAACCUUUUAUCCUACGGCUAUGUAUGCUGAUCCGGCUACUGGGAGGCUUUUCUACCUGGAUUUCUUUACGCUGACAGCAGUAAACCCUGAUGGAGGCGACCCUGUGUAUUUAUUUACCUCUGUUUCAACUUAUGAUCUCGUCAUUUACAAGAGGUAUUCUCUGUGGAUAUCGGAUGUAGACGGCUAUCUGUACGGAACCAACUACCUCGACCCAGGCAAGGACACCAGGCUUCACGACGAGGAAUUUGGACGAGUUACAGCAUUAGCAGUCUUCGAUAUCAACCUUCAAAAACAGGAACGAAGUGUUUGUAGUCAGGUACCAAACGGUGGCUGUGACGAUAUUUGUCUCCCUUCUGACUCGGGCCCCAUAUGUAAAUGUAGCUUUGGUUUAAAUCUCCAUACUGACAACAAGACAUGUGUAUCAGUGCCAAUGACGAACAACUAUCUCCUCAUCUCGGAUGUGUCCAACCAAAAACUUUUCCAGGUAUCACUUGCUGAUGGAAAUAAUGUAUCACUUUUACAAAGUGAACCGUAUUUCUAUGCUACUGGAUCUGCAUACAGUCCUUCUGAGGGCAAGAUUUACAUCACAGAUGCUAUUUCUGAUACAAUUUUUAGCAUGCAUCCCGAUGGUUCCAACAGGACAACCGUGGUCCAAUUUGCUGGUAAGACCCCAGAGAGACUGGCAUUUGAUGGGUCUACAGGAAACGUUUACUACAGCGUGUCCGAUAGCUUUAGUUUCGGGUCCGAAGGCUACAUAGGAGUGUACCAACCACACAAAAAGGUACACAAGAUUCUCGUGGAAGGGUUGGAGUACCCCAGAGGCCUUGCAGUAUUCCCAUCAGAAGGGUUGCUAUUUUUUGCGGAAUAUGGAACGUUCGGCUCAAGCAUUGAGAAAGUAUGGAUGAACGGUUCAGAAAGAGAGGUAAUCGUGCCAUAUUCAGAGGAAGUAACAGCUCCAACUGGUUUGACUUUGGACUAUUCAAGUAAAAGGAUAUACUGGGUGGAUAAUUACAAUGAUGACAUCCACAGUUGUGACUUUGAUGGCAACCGUUUGACCAAUGUAUUAGCAGAACCUCGAGGCUAUUUAUCAGAUCUUGUAAUACAAGGCGAUUAUAUCUACUAUGUGGGCAUGAACUUACCAGGAGUGAAGAAAGCUGAAAAAUCCACAGGAGUUGUAGUUUCGUAUAUGGACGAUAUGGCAGAGAUAGGAGCAGUUGAGACUGUUUCUGUAUUCCCAGGAGAUGUUCAGCCAGUGAACGUGGGGUGUCAGAAUAACAACGGAGAAUGUACCACAUUCUGUCUGCCUAUUCCAAACUCCCAUGCCUGUGGAUGUGAGGACGGAGUCCUGCUAUUGUCGGACGGGAAGACAUGUCAAGGAGAGAAGAAAGAAUGUACCAGCAUUAUACCAUUUGGAAGUUUGGUACCUGACGUUGACUGCCAUGCUAUUGAGGGUUACAAAUGCAGGGUAUCAUGUAGCGAAGGUUAUCGCAGAAACCCAGCUGUUGCUUUUGAUAAGAUGACUUGUACAAGUACCGGAGAUUGGGAGUUUGAUAUAAACACAAUUUGCGAACCAAUCACGUGUCCUCUGAUCAUACCUCAUGGUAAUUUAUCAAUUGGAUGUGACCGGUCAAUUAAUGCCGUGUGCUCAGUCACGUGUGACACCGACUACACCCCCGGCCCCUCGGGAUCCUUAGUGAGCUGUCAAAAAACUGGCUACUGGACACCUGACAGCUCCACCAUCUGUAAACCAAUUGUUAGAUGUUCACCGAUUGUCCAGAACGGUAUGCUGAGUGCUGACUGCAAAGUAGGAAGCGUCUGUACGAUCAGGUGUAAUGGUAACUACUUGCUGAAUAAACACGUCCUGUCAGUUCACUGCCGCGCCGAUGGAACGAUCAGCGUCAACCCGAACACAGUCUGUGAACCCAUCAAGUGCCCCGACCUGGACAACGUGAUACUAGAAUCGAGUUGUCUGUCCAAUGCUGGAACUGAAUGUGGAUUUACUUGUAAGGAUGGCUUCAGAGCAGUCUAUUUGGGACGGGUAUCCUGUCGAGUAGAUCGCACGUGGUCUAUGGCAUCCAAUCAACUAUGCAGAGAAGCUGAUGUAACUAGUCCUGAGCUCCAGGUUGGCAGUGCAGGCGUUAGUGCCGGUAUUGGAUAUGGUGUCUUAAUCAUGGUCGCGGUCAUCUUAAUUAUCCUGGCAAUAGGCUACUAUUACUAUCGAAGCAGAAGAUCCUCAAAGGCUCGAUUUGUGGAGUCCCCGAAUGUGAAGUUUUCAGGAAGAAACGAAUUCCAUAACCCUACAGCACAGAUUGAUGGCGGUGGAAUCUCCAACCCUCAAUACGACAUGGCAGGUGCGUCCACAGGCAACCCAUACGAUACCAUGGGGUCAGCAUCACAGAACCCUUACGAUAACCUGCCGGAGACGAAAACUAUGGAUGCACCAGAACCAAACGGGUCUAGUAAUAACCCUUAUCACAAGUUCUGA
Molecule: messenger RNA, 3999 nt
Organism: Ylistrum balloti
Lineage: Eukaryota; Metazoa; Mollusca; Bivalvia; Pectinida; Pectinidae
Product: low-density lipoprotein receptor-related protein 2-like
Exons: 23
Coding region: 1-3999 (1332 amino acids)
Source: RefSeq, a predicted model, not a curated record